GGAGUUUGAAUGAUCACGCGCAAUGUGGAAAAUUGGGGUUCGGUGAGGCAAAGUGGCUUCUCACACUAAUGACAGUACCUAGCAACUACUCGAAUUUGUCAUAAACCAUGACAACGAGUAUGCAAAGAGAAGGCAGCAUUGGUUGCUUGAGCACGCCAAGGCUCCCGAUGCAGAAAAGAAUUCACCCCUUCCUACCUAGCCCAGCUCCACGAGAAGAAGCACUGCGCCCAGAAUUAGGAAGCGGGGAAGACGGGUCUCCCGAGGGCACGACACCCGCUACAGCACGCCCAUUUCCAACCUCAAAGGGCCCCGUCUUGCGGUUCUUGGACGAUCUUUGACAAAGCAGGCCCUCUGAUCAGCACACUGACAUUUUCAAAGAUUGAGAACC
Messenger RNA from Thermothielavioides terrestris NRRL 8126, 388 nucleotides. RefSeq lists its product as uncharacterized. The record is from RefSeq and is a predicted model, not a curated record. The coding region runs from base 108 to 338 and encodes 76 amino acids. The transcript has a single exon. Lineage: Eukaryota; Fungi; Ascomycota; Sordariomycetes; Sordariales; Chaetomiaceae.